UUCCAUAUGAAAGCGGAAAAGAUGAUGUACCUUCUUACAUGUCUUGAUGUGGAUCAUGUCUUUAUCAGCGCCAUGUCUUUAUCACCUCAUACCCAUAGACGUGAAACAUUUAUCACUAUUUAUGAAUAACCUACAAGUGUACUACUGCAUAUCCCUGCUAUUAAUAACCCAGCCUUAUUUUUGUUUAUCCCAAAUGGAAUUUACUUUUCUUUCCACAUCCAUACAAACUCUCACUUUCACUCUCUCUCCCACCUAAUACCCCUCCGCAGCUCAGAUGAUGGAGGCUAUCGUGGUUGAAUCUCCACCACCACCCAAGUCACCUGAAACAGAACGUCCCCGUCUCAACAAUUAUGCUCUUGCUUGCGCUCUCUUGGCUUCCACGAAUUCUAUCUUGUUAGGCUACGAUAUUGGUGUGAUGAGCGGUGCAGUACUUUACAUUAGAGAAAACCUGAAAAUUUCAAAAACCCAAGUGGAGAUUUUGGUAGGAGUGUUGAAUGUUUGUUCACUUUUAGGCUCGCUGGCGUCAGGCAAAACCUCAGAUCAAAUAGGCAGACGUUAUACUAUAGUAUUAGCUGCAACCACUUUUAUAGUGGGUGCUCUUUUAAUGGGUCUAGCACCGUCUUUCCCUUUCCUUAUGGCUGGUCGAAUUAUUGCCGGAAUUGGUGUCGGUUAUUCUCUCAUGAUCGCUCCAGUCUACACCGCUGAGAUAUCUCCAGCCAUGACACGUGGCUUCCUCACCUCUCUCCCUGAAGUCUUUAUUGUUUUUGGAAUUCUUUUAGGUUAUAUUGUUAAUUAUGCCUUAUCAGGUUUGCCACAACAUAUAAACUGGAGGCUAAUGUUAGGUCUUGCGGCGAUUCCUUCUUUGCUCAUUGGCAUUGGCGUUACUGCAAUGCCAGAAACGCCUCGUUGGCUUGUAAUGCGAGGUAAAAUAGAUAAUGCAAAAAGGGUUUUGAUUAAAAUAUCAGAUAGUACAGAGGAAGCUGAGUUCAGACUUGCAGAAAUAAUAAAAGCAGCCUCAGCUUCUAGUUCUAAUGAUGUUUGGCAUGGACAAGGGGUUUGGAAGGAACUGUUAUUAAGACCAUCUAGGCCGGUUAUCCGGAUGCUUAUCGCUGCUGUUGGGAUUAAUUUUUUCAUGCAAGCUUCAGGUAAUGAUGCUGUUAUAUAUUACUGCCCUGAAGUGUUCAAAGCCGCAGGAAUUCACAACAAAAGAACUCUUUUUGGUGUCAAUGUAAUUAUGGGAUGUUCUAAAGCUUUCUUCGUGUUAAUAUCUGCUCUUUAUUUAGACCGCUUUGGAAGACGGCCACUUUUGCUGCUGGGCUCCGCCGGAAUGACGGUUUCGUUGGUGGUUUUAGGAUCGGGUUCUAUGGUUCUUGAUCAUUCUAAUACCAAGCCUGUAUGGGCUAUUGUGUUGGGUAUAAUAGCAGUUUGUGGGUUUGUUUCUUUCUUUUCUAUUGGGCUCGGGCCCAUUACAUGGGUUUACUCAUCGGAAAUUUUUCCCUUGAGAUUACGGGCUCAAGGCUCAGGUUUAGCCAUUUCGGUGAACCGGUUGGUUAGCGGGUUGGUGUCCAUGACUUUUUUGACCCUUGCUGAGAAGAUAACUUUUGGGGGAGUAUUUUUUAUGCUUGCAGGUAUUAUGGUGAUUGGAACGCUCUUCUUUUAUUUAGUUAUGCCAGAGACGAAAGGAAAGACCUUGGAAGAGAUUGGGGCUCUCUUUGAGGAUAAAGCUAAGCCCAUUGACAAUGCAAGGCCCAUGACACAAAUGUAAUAAUUGAAUGUGUUUGUGGUGAAAAUAUAAUGAGUUCAGUAAAUUUCUUAAGUGGAAAAUUAAUUACAUGCCGGCAGGGAAGUUUAAUUACGUAAAGGACAAACGCAUAGGAGGUAAAUAAAACAAAAAUUAGUGAAAAGUCAUAAUCCCUUAGUCAAACACAAUACUCCAAUUAGAAAAAUGCAAAAAUAGGGUUUGAAAUUUUUAGAGCAUUUUCAAAUAUUAAUCAUAAAAAGAGAGAGAGAGAAAGUGGGAAUAGGAAUUAGGAAAUCAAUGUCAAGGCAAUAGUU
Molecule: messenger RNA, 2055 nt
Organism: Jatropha curcas
Lineage: Eukaryota; Viridiplantae; Streptophyta; Magnoliopsida; Malpighiales; Euphorbiaceae
Product: polyol transporter 5
Biological process (GO): transmembrane transport
Cellular component (GO): membrane
Molecular function (GO): carbohydrate transmembrane transporter activity
Source: RefSeq, a predicted model, not a curated record